Molecule: messenger RNA, 549 nt
Organism: Plasmopara halstedii
Lineage: Eukaryota; Oomycota; Peronosporomycetes; Peronosporales; Peronosporaceae
Exons: 1
Coding region: 1-549 (182 amino acids)
Source: RefSeq, a predicted model, not a curated record
AUGAUGAAGCGAUCUACCAUGGAGAUGUACGGACACCUCGAAUUUGAUGUCUUUGCGAAUCCCGUUGUGUAUGGUGAUAAUUCAACCGUGCGAUAUGAUGGCUACGCUUCUUUUCAGGAAGGUGACGUGAUGCAUACAAUCAUGAUGGUGGACGGGAUCGCCUACAUCGUCACAUCAGCCGCCAACGGGACAGAGACUGCAGAAUGUUCAUCAUCACCCUCACUUGCGUUGCUUGAUUAUUUCAUUCCGGCUUUAAACAAAGCAACUGUCAUCUCUGAUGCAAAUGCUGACGAUACGAAGCUAACGUGCUCAAGCGGCGAUAUGCUCGAAGUCAUGCUGGAGGACGCCUCAUUCGUGCUUUGCAGAGUCGGCUCAAAAGGCAUCUUUGUGUACGGAUGUGACCUAAACAUCCGUGUCAAGUAUCUGAAAAAUCCAGUUCCAAUCAAAGCGCCGAUAUUGAGUAAAGAUGCAGCACGUUUGUGCCAGACAAUUAUAUCGCCUUCUCCCGUAAAGGCAACUGCGCUAGCAUUGCUCACUGGUCGCUCAUAA